GCUGGGAGCGGGCGCCAUGGCGGUGAACUACAGCGCCAAGGAGGAGGCCGACGGGCACCCGUCGGGCGGCGUGGGGCUGUCGGGCGGCGGCGCCGCGGGCGGCGGSGGCGGCGCGGUGAAGACGCGCAAGCCGGACAACACGGCGUUCAAGCAGCAGCGGCUGCCGGCCUGGCAGCCCAUCCUGACGGCGGGCACGGUGCUGCCCGCCUUCUUCAUCAUCGGCCUCAUCUUCAUCCCCAUCGGCAUCGGCAUCUUCGUCACCUCCAACAACAUCCGCGAGUACGAGAUUGAUUAUACAGGAACAGAGCCUUCUAGUCCUUGCAACAAAUGUUUAAAUGUGUCCUGGGACAGCACACCACCUUGUACUUGCACCAUUGACUUCACGCUGGAGCAUUCAUUUGAGAGCAAUGURUUCAUGUAUUAUGGACUUUCCAACUUCUAUCAAAACCAUCGUCGUUAUGUGAAAUCUCGAGAUGACAGUCAGCUAAAUGGAGAUAACAGUUCAUUACUCAAUCCCAGUAAGGAAUGCGAGCCUUACCGCACCAAUGAGGACAAGCCUAUUGCUCCUUGUGGAGCUAUUGCCAACAGUAUGUUUAAUGAUACAUUGGAAUUAUACCGCCUUGAUAACGAUACAAGGAUUCCUAUUCCUUUGAUUAAAAAGGGCAUCGCAUGGUGGACAGAUAAAAAUGUAAAGUUCAGGAAUCCUUCAGGAGAUACCAACAACUUAACCGCGCUUUUCCAAGGCACAACCAAGCCUGUAAACUGGCCCAAGCCAGUGUACAUGCUGGACUCRGAGCCCGACAACAAUGGCUUCAUCAACGAGGACUUCAUCGUGUGGAUGCGAACGGCGGCGCUGCCUACGUUCCGCAAGCUCUAUCGCCUCAUCGAGAGGAAGAAUAACUUCCAGCCGACCCUGCAGGCUGGAAAGUACUCCCUGGAUAUCACAUACAAUUAUCCUGUGCACAGCUUUGAUGGAAGAAAAAGAAUGAUCCUAAGCACCAUCUCAUGGAUGGGAGGCAAAAAUCCCUUUUUGGGAAUUGCUUACAUCACUGUGGGGUCCAUAUGCUUCUUCUUAGGAGUCGUAUUGCUGAUCAUCCAUCACAAAUAUGGAAAUCGAAACACUAGUGCAGACAUUCCCAAUUAAUCCUGCAUUCUGAAAACCAGUGUACUGCAUGUGCAUCAAGGCCAGCCCAGAAUGGACCCAGUUUUUGAAAGCUAAAUCUCUGCUUAUGUCACUUGUGAGGCUGGGUGCAUAUAUAUGUUUUUUUUUUUAAUCUUUCCCUUCACUGUGGAUUAACUCCUGAGAAUGACGGGUAUCCAAUUAUCUGUAUUGAUUGUAUCUCUGCUGCUGUCAGAAAUGGUUUUCUGAUAUCUGCCCCUAUCUGGGCAGGCCACAUGAUGCAUAGAGCUUCUGUCCCCUUGGUGCAUCUGCUGCUUGUUCCUGUGCUGUGUAAUGUCAGUAUGAUUCCGUACAUACCGACUGCGUGGAGAAAGACUGUUGUGACAUACUGUGUAAAUUUGCAAGGAUCUUCAGAAUUCAUAUGUCAGUGCUGUUGAAAGCAAAAGUCAAGUCUUUAAUGUUUUUUUUUUUUCAGGUUACUGUGUUUUGUGCAUGGGCUCUUACAUUUCUUGCUGCGAUGUUAAUAUAUUUAUAUAAGUUGUUAAAUAUUUUUCCUAUGUCCUACCCAAUUCUGUUAUGUUAAAUUCUCAAAGUGCAGUGCUGAUUACAGCACUUGGGGUUCUUUUUAUAUUUACAACAAAUGUGCCUGGCCAGUAAACUAGCAUCUUGCAAAGAUACCAGGAGAUCUAUUUGUCAAUUAUCUGCAUGAAUCCAUUCUAAAGUGUGAUCUAAACUGGGAAGCGCUUGCUGCAGGUAGAACCUGCUUUGCUUUAAUUCAUUAUUAAUACUAGUUUACCUAUUGUGCUUGCUGCUUUUGCUUUUUAUGAGCAGCUCCAAGCAUUAAUCAAGAAAACAUUAAAAUAUAUAUUUUUUCCCAUUCAUAAAUCCGGUUUGGAUAGUUCUUCUACUGAAGGAAUUUCUGUAUUUUCUUGAGGCAUACAUAUUCCUAGCAGGCUUUGUUGUAAAGGAAAGGUCAUACUCCAUUUCCUUGUUUGGAGUAAACAACACAUUAAAUUUCUGCUGUGUUGAAAUCCUGAAUUACAGAAAUGAAAAAUUGAGAUGACAGUAGCCUCUGUUUCAAUACAGCUUGAGCUUGCUGUGAAACUGAAUUUAAAUGUUGCAGUUAGAAGCAAAGUGCAGGUUAGCAUCUUAAAUGACAUUACUGAAGGGUUUACUUUUGGGGUCAAUUCAACAUUAACUGUAACCUGUAAACUAUUGCUUUUUGGUUGACU
Molecule: messenger RNA, 2352 nt
Organism: Nothoprocta perdicaria
Lineage: Eukaryota; Metazoa; Chordata; Aves; Tinamiformes; Tinamidae
Gene: CDC50A
Product: transmembrane protein 30A
Exons: 7
Coding region: 17-1144 (375 amino acids)
Biological process (GO): phospholipid translocation
Cellular component (GO): Golgi apparatus; plasma membrane; endoplasmic reticulum
Source: RefSeq, a predicted model, not a curated record